Molecule: messenger RNA, 2109 nt
Organism: Thecamonas trahens ATCC 50062
Lineage: Eukaryota; Apusomonadida; Apusomonadidae
Exons: 3
Coding region: 1-2109 (702 amino acids)
Biological process (GO): regulation of mitotic cytokinesis; intracellular signal transduction
Molecular function (GO): microtubule binding
Source: RefSeq, a predicted model, not a curated record
AUGUUCAUCCGCUCCAACUGCGGGCGGGACAGGCUCACCGCUCGCCCGGUCAGGAGGCUCCGGGCUCAUCCGGAUGGCAAGUACAAGGGUGAUGGCGCUCGCAUUAUCGGUGCAUCGGUGCUGCAGCUGCUCAACUCGGCAACAUGGAAGCUGGCCCUUCCGCACUCGGCUACCGCACUGUACACUCUGGACGGCCGCCGACUCAUCGACAAGCAGGCUGGCGACGAGUCGGGAGCGCGCGUGCGCAGGCGGCGAGACCUGCAUCGAGAUCUGCGCCCACGCCCACCUCCAGGACCGGUUGUGGCUCUUCAUGAUCUGCCUAACGAUACCCAUGUUCUCGUGGCGACUCUCUCGCGCAAGUCGGUGGGCCCUGUCCACCGCCGCCAGGCUCCCGCGCACGCCGGCGAGGCCGGCACCGGGGGGAACAAGUGUGCUGCCCCGUCGGCCCGGCUGGAGCCGCGCAAGGCCAUCACGCUUCAGGCCGUGCCCAACGGCGCUCCACCGCAGAUCAAGCCAGCCCGGAUCUGCGGUCAAGAAGUAGAGGCGCUGCUCGACGAUGCCACCCGCAAGCUCAAGCUCCCGCGCCGGGCCGCGCGGUUCUUCACCGCAGACGGCAAGCCUCUCGUUCCAGCGGCACUGGCUGACUUGGACCACGGCGCCUCGGUGGUGGUCUCGUGCGGCGAACCGUUCCAUACGUUUGGCACCGUUGUUGCGAGCUCGUCGGUCAAGCCGAUCAGCCCGUCGUCGCCGCUCCUCGUCCCGCCUGUCCCACACUACACGGUCCGCGCCAACACGACAGGUAUGCACGGUCGCCGCGAGCGCGUGGCUCGCAUCACUGCAACACACCCGGUCAAGUUCCUUGAUCUUGCCACCCAGAGCCUGGAACUCAUGACUGCGGCACGGACUGUGUAUCUUCCCAGCGGCGAGAAGCUGUUCGACCAGGAAACGAGUGUCGAAGACUUUGAGGCCGCCCUUGAGCGGGUGGCAGAUACAGACGAGCUGGUUGUCGCCACCGGUGAGCCGUUUGUUCCCAAAAACGCGCCGCAAAAGUCAGGCAACCCCGCUCUGCGCCGCAUCACGCCGCUCUCGCCCGACUCGACCCUUGUUCGCUCGAGUGCGCCGCACUUUGACGCCAUGCGCAACGGCUAUCCCGGGCGGUCGGUCCGUGUUGCUGGACUCAAUCUGGAUUCCAUGCUGGAGAUGGCAACCCGGCGGCUGGCGCUGCCGUCGGCGGCACGGCGGGCAUUUCUGGUCAACGGCACCGAGAUUGUGGGCGAUGCUGCGGCUGCAACGCCGUCUGAUCCUGCCGAGGCGGCGAGCCCGCAGAGCAGCAAGGCUCGCAAGACCGUCAGCUACGCCGAGGCCGAACGAGGAAGUCAAGUCUUGAUCUCGAUGGGCGAGCCGUGGCAUGCUCCCGAUGACGACUCGACCAUCCUGUUGACGGCUGCCCCGCCGUUGACGCUUGACUCGAGCCUGGUAAGCGGCGGGAGGCCCAAAACAGUUGUUGUUCUUGCCACCGUCAACUACGGACCCGCCAAGGCCAAGGCAGUGCGCCUCGCAGCACGGACCGUGCGUGAGCUGCUGACUCUCGCCACUGAGCGGCUUGGCCUCCCUCGCGCCGCUGUCCGGGCCUACGAGGUCGGAUCGGGCUUUGAGCUGGUCGACAAAGAAUCGCCGAUUCCGCCCAAGCCUGUAGACGGCAAAGACUUGGACAAGUGGCAGACCACCGUGGUGUCUGUCCAGGCCAAGCGCGAGCGGGAGGUCCCGCUCGAUCAUCUCCCGCAUCUCACUCGGGUCACCAUCUCGCUCGGCGAGCCGUACUGCGAGCCUGGCAAGCCGCGUCGGCGGAGUAGUCGCAUGGUUCAACGAGAGCUGGCCAUCACCCUCGCCACCCGACCCAAGACCCGCGUCCGCGUCUUUUCCACCUUGAGCGCCAUCCGCAAUGGCGCCCGCGGCGCCCUGGUCGUGGCCGGCUCGCUCGACGAGCUCCUGGACGAUGGCACUGAAGCGCUGGGCCUUGCGCGUCCAGCCGUCCGGGUCUACGAUGUCAACGGUUCACGUGUUACUGACUUUGCGGCAAUUGGCUGGCACCGGCUCGGACGUCGGUGA